Messenger RNA from Trypanosoma theileri, 1515 nucleotides. RefSeq lists its product as uncharacterized. Gene Ontology annotation, cellular component: MKS complex. The coding region runs from base 1 to 1515 and encodes 504 amino acids. Gene Ontology annotation, biological process: cilium assembly. The record is from RefSeq and is a predicted model, not a curated record. Lineage: Eukaryota; Euglenozoa; Kinetoplastea; Trypanosomatida; Trypanosomatidae. The transcript has a single exon.
AUGGAUAUUCUUCGGUUUUAUUCCACUCAACGGUAUGCCUCACGUGUCUCUCUUUACGAUCUCUCCUUCUGUGUUACUGUUUGGCGUGCCCCACUUGUGGACGAGGAGGACACUGAGACACUCUGCAGCGUAACGGUGCCGUGGGAUGGGAAAGUAUUCUCACCAGCAGAGAAACUCGAGAUGAUUCGCACGGCAACUUCCCUUGCGGAGAGUAAAGAAAUAAAAAAUCAUAAUAAUCUCACCUCUACAGGUGAGGAGGAAGGAAUAGAAAUGAGAUAUAUGCAAUCUCUCUUGGGAGGAUCAGGGCAUAUGAUUCCCACAACAACAGAGGCGAUAAAGGAAUUACACACGCAGUUGGAAAAACCGGAAAAUGCCUUUUUUACUCGUCCCUCCAGUGAAGAUUACAUUCACCAGACGGAGGAGGAGUGCCCAGUGGAUCCACCACAGUCUCCGAGUCCACUAGCCGCUGUAAUUCUACGACAACACCGUAAACAACAUCAACCUAGUAAUAAGAUGUACUUUAUGUGGGCAGUUGGGAGAAUUGUGGAUACUGCUGGGAAUUCAUUAAAUAAUAUGCGAUGGGAAGGAGAAGAGCGGGUCAUUUGUACAAUCGCAGCAGAACAGAGUGAGUUGUACUUUACCGCAAAUCCAUCUAUUAAUGAAACACAUACAUUAUAUGUAGAUUCCCUUCAUGUAUACUCUUUUAAUAUUACUGUAACGGCAACAGAGGAUUCAAAUAUCGCAUCUUCUAGAAUACCGAAUCUUAUUCGAAAAAUUAAUAGAAUGACACUUAGCGUGCAGGAUCAUUUAAAUUUACCUCAUAGUGCUAGAAGAGAUGCAUUACAACGUAUGCUUCUACAACAGGCUGUUCAAUUAAAAAGUGAAGAAGUAGGAACAGAUAGUACGGUAAAGCAGAUCUACACUAAGGGCAGUAGUACCUUUACACAGUCCCCAUCUAAAGGAACGGUACGAUAUCACAUACACGGUACUAUUGAGAGAUGUAUUGGAAUACCAGAAGAUGGAUUGUUUUUGCGUUGUCAAUGGCAAUAUGGAAAUGAGGACAGAUAUAAUGAAGAAUCAGAGAGUGUUAUCUUCACUUCACAAUUAGCAUCUUCAGGUCUUGUCAUUGUGGAGGAUUUUAUCCCACUUCCAGUACAUACGUUUAAUCUACCAUUUGAAUAUCACUUUGAGGAACGAGUGGAGGCCACACUGCGGCUUCUAAUCACAGUCUACAGUGAUGAUGGGGUGGGGGUACAACAAUCCCCAGUGGGAUACACAGCGCUCACUAUUCCGCAUUUACUGCCGGGCUGUCAUUCACUGCGAGCCUCUUUGUGGCGACCGCGACCGACGGGUCGUGAGUUUCUGCGCAGUGCGUUUGUGGGCGGUGGGCCGUCGCUUGUGGAUGUGCGGGAUGCGGGGCCGAGUGGGAAAGGUGUUAUUUCAGUCAAACACGGUAUGUUAACAGAGUCCUCUGGAGAGAUUGAGCUGCGAUUGAUGGUACUGCAGCAUCGUUAA